Molecule: messenger RNA, 6671 nt
Organism: Lutra lutra (Eurasian river otter)
Lineage: Eukaryota; Metazoa; Chordata; Mammalia; Carnivora; Mustelidae
Gene: FZD5
Product: frizzled class receptor 5
Exons: 2
Coding region: 397-2169 (590 amino acids)
Biological process (GO): canonical Wnt signaling pathway; non-canonical Wnt signaling pathway
Cellular component (GO): plasma membrane
Molecular function (GO): Wnt receptor activity; Wnt-protein binding
Source: RefSeq, a predicted model, not a curated record
CUCGGAUUACCCAGCCUAUCGCCAAACUUUCCGGGUGCCAGCCCGUCUCUGAGUCGCAUUUCUGAGCGAGUGUCCCGGGGUUGGAGAACCCAGGCUGGGGGCCGACUAUCUGCUGCUUUCGGGAUCCGCGAAGCUUCUUUUUUAAAGAGUACUUUCCCUGGAAUCGGAGCCCUAACCGUCCCUCCCCACCCUAUCUGGAGAAGAGCUGAGCGCUGCCUGCGGAGGCAGCGCCUUCCCGAAACAUUUUUUCUUUGGACGGAUUUAAGAGAAAAAGAAACCAACAGGUUGCCAGCCCCGGCGCCACACACAAGUCGGCGGAAAGGCCGGCCGGGUUUCCCCUGGCUGCGUGGGCCCCGCGCGGGCUGCGGCAGGCGAGGCGAGGGUAGGGAGGGGGCUAUGGCUCGGCCUGACCCGGCCGCACCGCCCUCGUUGUUGCUGCUGCUCCUGGCGCAGCUGGCGGGCCGGGCGGCGGCUGCCUCCAAGGCCCCCGUGUGCCAGGAAAUCACAGUGCCCAUGUGCCGCGGCAUCGGCUACAACCUGACGCACAUGCCCAACCAGUUCAACCACGACACGCAGGACGAGGCUGGCCUGGAGGUGCACCAGUUCUGGCCGCUGGUGGAGAUCCACUGCUCGCCGGACCUGCGCUUCUUCCUGUGCUCCAUGUACACGCCCAUCUGCCUGCCGGACUACCACAAGCCGCUGCCGCCCUGCCGCUCGGUGUGCGAGCGCGCCAAGGCCGGCUGCUCGCCGCUCAUGCGGCAGUACGGCUUCGCCUGGCCGGAGCGCAUGAGCUGCGACCGCCUCCCGGUGCUGGGCCGCGACGCCGAGGUCCUGUGCAUGGAUUACAACCGCAGCGAGGCCACCACGGCGCCCCCCAGGCCCUUCCCGGCCAAACCUACCCUCCCAGGCCUAGCAGGGGCCCCGGCCUCGGGGGGCGAGUGCGCCGCCGGGGGCCCGUCGGUGUGCAAGUGCCGCGAGCCCUUCGUGCCCAUUCUGAAGGAGUCGCACCCACUCUACAACAAGGUGCGCACGGGCCAGGUGCCCAACUGCGCGGUGCCCUGCUACCAGCCCUCCUUCAGCCCCGACGAGCGCACGUUCGCCACCUUCUGGAUUGGCCUGUGGUCUGUGCUGUGCUUCAUCUCCACCUCCACCACGGUGGCCACCUUCCUAAUAGACAUGGAACGCUUCCGCUACCCUGAGCGCCCCAUCAUCUUCCUGUCUGCCUGCUACUUGUGCGUGUCGCUGGGCUUCCUGGUGCGCCUGGUGGUGGGCCAUGCCAGCGUCGCCUGCAGCCGCGAGCAUAGCCACAUUCACUACGAGACAACAGGCCCUGCGCUGUGCACUGUCGUCUUCCUGCUGGUCUACUUCUUUGGGAUGGCCAGCUCCAUCUGGUGGGUCAUCCUGUCGCUCACCUGGUUCUUGGCAGCUGGCAUGAAGUGGGGCAACGAGGCCAUCGCCGGCUACGCACAGUACUUCCACCUGGCCGCGUGGCUCAUCCCCAGCGUCAAGUCCAUCACGGCGCUGGCGCUGAGCUCGGUGGACGGGGACCCGGUGGCCGGCAUCUGCUACGUGGGCAACCAGAACCUGAACUCGCUCCGUGGCUUCGUGCUGGGCCCGCUGGUGCUCUAUCUGCUGGUGGGCACCCUCUUCCUCCUGGCGGGCUUCGUGUCGCUCUUCCGCAUCCGCAGCGUCAUCAAGCAGGGCGGCACCAAGACGGACAAGCUGGAGAAGCUGAUGAUCCGCAUCGGCAUCUUCACGCUGCUCUACACGGUGCCGGCCAGCAUCGUGGUGGCCUGCUACCUGUACGAGCAGCACUAUCGCGAGAGCUGGGAGGCGGCGCUCACCUGCGCGUGCCCGGGCCCCGACGCCGGCCAGCCGCGCGCCAAGCCGGAGUACUGGGUGCUCAUGCUCAAGUACUUCAUGUGCCUCGUGGUGGGCAUCACGUCGGGCGUCUGGAUUUGGUCCGGCAAGACUGUGGAGUCGUGGCGGCGCUUCACGAGCCGCUGCUGCUGCCGCCCGCGGCGGGGCCACAAGAGCGGCGGCGCCACCGCUGCCGGGGACUAUGACGCGAGCGCCGCGCUCACCGGCAGGACCGGGCCGCCGGGCCCCCCCACAGCCGCCGCCGCGGCCGCCGCCUACCACAAGCAGGUGUCCCUGUCGCACGUGUAGGAGGCCGAGGCCCUGAGGGGCCGGGAGUUGAGGGGGGGAGGGGGUGUUUUGUUUGGUAGCUUUGCCAAGUUCACUUCCGUUUACCUUCAUGGUGCUGAUGCCCCCUCCUGGGGCAACUUGGAGAGGGGAAAAGGGCCCUUUCAAGGAGCACCUGUCCCAGGACUUCUCAAAGGGGCUCAGCUCGCGUGUAUACCAUUUUGCGUUUCUUACUACUUUUUUUUUUUUUAAGGGAAACCCUGUUUUUAAUUUAUAUGUAGUUUUCUUAAUUUUUAACUUUGUUGCAUUUUGGCAACAAAAUUUACCUUUGCUUUGGGGGCUUUACAAUCCUAAGGUUGGCAUUAUAAUGAAGUUCCGCUUGGUUCAGGUUUCUUUGAACUGUGUGGUCUAAUUGGGAAAAUAUAUUUCCUAUACUUGUGUCUUUAAAAAAAAAUGUGAACAGUGAAAGUUUAGGUUGCUAUGACUGGGGAGUUGUUGGAUGUGCUUUCUCAGCUUGUUUUCUCCUUUCACUGCUUAAAGUGUCCAGGAUGCUUUAAGGUGAGCUGCUUGUCUCUGUUUAUAGUCCCUGAGUUAGGGGAAACCCCAAUUCAUGCCAAGGAGGGGGAGCAUAAUGUGGUUAGGGCCCCCUCAAAGUGACAGGGUUAGAGAGUGUUUGACGAUUUUGUUUAUUUAUCGAGCUUCAGUUUCUUUUCUGUAGUACUUGUAAUCAUUCUUAUUCUUAACAGCACCCAGCGUUGUCUUGAAUAAGUUAAAGGUAGCAUUAUAGAGUGCUGGUAUAAAUAUUUGGAAAAUUGAAAACCUAAGGGAUGGUGAUUGGUUGAGCUUGAAUUCUAGACUGGUAAAAUGGCAGCUUUGUGCCAGAGAAGGAGUGGGUGGUUCUUAAUAGGCUUCAGUGAUCCCAUUUUUUUUUUUUUUUUUUUUUUAAAGAACCUGUGUUCUGAUUUUGGUCAAAGUAAACCCCCACUCCCUUCUUCUGGAAAUACUUAGAGAUAGUUGUUAAAGGGGCUGCUUUUUUAGACUUAAGGACUAAACAUACCUCCAGUAAUUAAGUAAAUUUCCAACACUUCUCUUAUCUGCUCCACCCAUCCCACCUCCUUUAUCAUGUUAAACAGUCUUUUAGCUUUUCUUAUUCCUCCUCUCCUGGAGAGCUGUGAUUAAGAAACCACACCCACCCUUGAAUGGGGUGCUUGAACUGGGGGGAGGGAGGUUGGCUACCUGUGAACAAACAUUGGCAGCAAGGAGGGAAAAAUAAGUGUCCCUGGACUUUGGACUAGUUUAAUAGUCAGAUAGUCCCAAAGCAGCAAAACACGGCUUUCUUCAGUCUCUCAAAACAAAUGACACACAGGAUGUAUCAGGGUCCUGCUGCUGCAGGAGGAAAGCUGUCCUCUCUCCCCCACAUCAGUUUGUUUCUCUCAAUCUCUCUCUCUUUUUUUUCCCUGAGAAAACCUGUGUCAUGAUGAGCACACACUUGCAUGAACCCCCAUGCAAAUACACAUGCACUUUGCUGUUAGAGAAUUCUGUUUGUUUUCCUAAAUCUUCUUAACCAUUCGUAUAUACGAAGGCCUAUGUAUGAACACACACACACACACACACACACACACACACACAUUUCUUUCCUAUUAAAGAAUUCUGUUUGCUUUUCUAAUCUGUUUAACUGUUCCUUCGUGAAGAGUCUGAGGCCAUGACUUGGGGAAGGAGGCGAGAGUGCAUUGGCCUGCAAAAUGCCAGUGACCAGGGUUGAGUGGGGACUAUAUUUAGGAAGCUAAAACAGCAAAAACAAUUGGAAAAUUUAGAAUGGCUCCCUAGGAAAAUGACAAGUCUGGGCAUUUGAGCUUCGUGUAUAGCGAAGUUGGGAAAGUAAGGUUUAAAUCCAGGUCAGUUUUCACUUCAUGGGUUAUAAGGAAAGACCUGCAUAGUUCCAUAGUGAACUGAAACCCUUUGCUGCAGGGAGAAGCCUGGUAUUGUAGUUUUGCAGACUCUCAAAAGCUGUUUGUGUUUAUAAAAAUGCACAAGUUAAAAUUUCAGUGGAUUCGACAAAAUUUAGUACGUAGAACUACAGAACUUUGCACGUCUUAUUCCUGUCCUUAUUCAGAAGCUGUGGCUUGGAACCUUGGAGUAGAUCCCCUGUCUGAGGGCCAAUUCUUCUGUUUUUCAAAUGAGGACCUUUUGUGAUCACCUUGACCCCUUCCCUCAUUUAGGGUGUCUUCUCGGAAAUUACAUAGAUUUUUCUGCUGCCUUCAGUCACUGUGCUUAAUUUGCAUUGUCCCCCUUACUUUUUCUUUGUGGAGGGAAUCUGGAAAUGAUGCACAGUGUAUCUAAAAGUUGUGGCAUGAAAUGGAUGAAAGUGGAUUAAUUCCUCUUUAAAAAAUUUUUUCAUUUUGGCAACAUGCCAACUCUAAGAGACUGACCAGUUAAAACCAAACAGAAAAAGGGUGUUGACAAAGGACACAAAGCCAAGGAGAGGCGAUGUAGGUAAUGUCUUUUGGGGUCUAGUUGUAGAACCGAUUUUAGAGAUGCCCCUUUGUUUUCAGUCUGUGUUCUCACGCCUGCCCUCCCUCUCCCUUCCCUCAAGGAUAAAAGCCCACCUGCUUCCCUCGGGUCUUACUACUGCCCACCACCCCAUCCCUACCCAGAGGAGAGAGGUCAGAUCUAUUUAUGGUCACCUUCUGCUUAUAUCCCACACGCUAUUUCCCCAAUUUGUAUUUUUAUUAUGCAAACAAUCCAUACUCAUGAAAACAAAUAAAAUGAAAGGUUGUGUGUUGGGGGACAGGGAGAGAAGUCUAGCAACUUCUUCACAGAUAGCUUUGUGCCAUUGAAGAGGAUUUAUGGUUCUGUUGAAUGGCAUGCCCAGCUUCCAGGCGGUCCCUUUCACAGUUCAGCUUUUAGCAUCAUAUCACGUCAUAGAUUGGGGGUGAAGAUGUAGAAGGUUGUCGAAAGGAACUAAUGUGACCUUUUAGUGAAUCGGUUAGCCAGACUUUAGGAAGUCUCUUUAACUUACAGUAUUUCCCUCCUCACAUUUUGAUGUUGUCUAAAUUGGCUGAGAAUAAUUUUUCUUGGUGCCUUAUUGGUUUAUCUUUGCAAACCUUUGUCAUCUUUCCACAUGACCGUUCGCAAUGACAGGCCUGUGUGUGUGUAUGUGUGCGCGCGCGUGCGUGUGUGUAUGUGUGUGUUGUGUAAUUGUGCACACGUACAAGCUUAAAUCAUGUGCCAACAGCACUGUUUCCAAGUUGAUAUUCAUUAGGCUGUUUCCUCCUGGGCCAGGGCUGCACUAAUCCUGACACUGGCUGCCAGCAGAAAACCCCAUGGAUCCCACACUGAACCUUAACAACAGUGUGGGUGACCUGCACUCUCCAGUACAGAAUGGGAGCCCCAGAGCUAGGAAAUGUAGUUGUGUAUUUUAAUGAACUGCCCCUGCUAAACGGGCUUCUUUCACUUUUGUGCUCUACAGAAAGACCAAGGGGGGCAGGAGGGACAAAGCUUUGAGUAACUGCUUUCUAACACCCACUGUGGCAGACAGGACAGAGAACCUCACAAAUCCAGGCAGGUGUGAGGGACAGUGGCUGCGAAUCGCCUGCUCCCUCUCUCCGCGUGCCUUUUCUUGCCUCCGAAGUCCAAUCAAGGCAUCCUGGAAAGAAAAUAUGCCUGGAGUUGGGGGGAGGGUGAUUCUGAGGGGGAAAAGCUACCAAGACAUUAAAGCGGGGCAAAGGGUAGGCAGGAUGGAAGUCACUGAGUAACCUGACUCAGAACCCUAAAAGCUUCUAGCAGCUCGGUGACAAUUCCCAGGAUUUAUUUCAGGCGGGAUCGCGUCCACGGUACAUCAUUUUGAGACAAUAGUACUCCCGGUUGUUAGAAACUGUAUGUGUAGUAUGUGUGUGUUUUGGGUGUGUAUAUACGUAAUAUAUAUUAUAUAUAUGAGAGAUUUAGUGACUUUCGAUACGGGUUUGGUGCAGGUGAAUUUAUUACUGAGCCAAAUGAGGCACAUACCAAGUCAGUAGUUGGAGUCCAGGACAUUCAGUCCUUUUUCUGAUUUUCACGGACACAUAGUGCCUGUCAUGCCUCCUCACUGUCAUGUCAGAUCCAGAACUCACAGGUCAGAGCCAGCGGUAUUCUAUUUGGAGACAAUCAACUUGAAUCUAUAAAUCAUUAUUGGCAGAUGAUUAUAAUUCUGAAUCCAUAACAUUAACAAAAGGUAACCCAGAGCAUCUUGAUUAAGAAGUUUUUGUUUCUUGUUUGGUUCCUGGAAGUCCGUAGAACAGCAGUUGUAUGUGGUUAUGUUAGUCUCAAGAUACUUAAUUUGCUGACCUUAUUAUUUCAGAAAAGAUUUUGUAUGUAUUAUAUUUGUGGGAAGGUAAAAUAAUGGUUUGAAAUUUUUAUCAAAUAUGGAGAGUAGUUAUUUAUGAAAAACAAAGAAAUGUCUAUUUUUGUUUCUUUGUUCCCAACUGAUGUAGAUAAAUUUUAAAGUGCAUUAAAGCAAUGGUAAAGAAAAUAAAGAGAUGCUGUACACA